Molecule: messenger RNA, 2325 nt
Organism: Meloidogyne enterolobii
Lineage: Eukaryota; Metazoa; Nematoda; Chromadorea; Rhabditida; Meloidogynidae
Source: the annotation of a GenBank genome assembly
CUCGUCGAACUCUUAAAAUGAAAUCUUUGUAUAUCCGAAACCGAACCUUUAAAUCCUUGGUUAGAUUCCGAACCGACAACACUGCCUCUGAUAGUUUUUUUUCUUUCCUAAAAGCCUCGUUUCAGCAACCCCACCUCCCUCAUUGUGUUUAAAACAUCUGUCAAAUUUAUUUGUUUUAAGCUCAACCGAUGAAUUUUUUAUAUACAACACUUUACUCUUUGGAUGAUAUUUUACUUGCUCAUCAACAAGAAGCUGCCAAUUGUCAAUCAUUUCUUAGCCGUCCCGUUCGCAAAUUUGUACUUGAAAUCGUUUUAAAGUUGGAACAAGAAGAAAUUCCCCAAACUCCACUUGGAAGAAAUCCUGUUGGAAAAUUGUUAACCUCAGAUUUUAUUCAAUUAGAUCAUCAAAUGCCACCAAUUAAAUUCUGUCGAACUCUUGUAGAGAGAAUUGUUCAAGCUAGCACUUAUACACACCAACCGCCUUCUUUUGUUCAUUCUGAUUGGAGAUUUGCUGAAUUUCCUCCAGCAGCACAAGCAUUAACUAGCGCCUGGGUAGAAUUACUAGCUUCUCGACAUUCACCAGCUGAUAUAAUUGAUGCUCUCGUUCAAUUAGCAAUACGUAGACCAAUAUCUCGACCUCAAGACACUUUAAAUGCUCUAGGUUUACUACUAACAGGAUUGCCCUCAUCUUUUCAGUCCGUCUUUUUGGAUAAAAUUGAGCAAUCUUUUGAUUGGGAACAAAUAUCUAAAAUUAAUUCUGAUCCAUCCCAAUUAUUUGAAUUUCUUUCAAACGAAGUUUAUUUGCAUUCUGAAAGUAAAAUUCUUUCAAUGUUGGCACUUUUUCAUUCAUUUUGUCAGCAUGGAGGGAAUAAUUCUUUAAAUAUUAUACCCGAUUUAAUUGUUCAAAGAUUAUCUAAAAAAGUGAAAAAUGAAGCACAAUUAAUUUAUUUUUUGAGAAUUGUAAUGCCUUAUUUGCAAAGAAUUACAGAAAGGGAAAGACAUAGACACAUGAUUGAGAUUGUAACAAUUUAUAAAGUUCUUGGUAAUUUAACACAAAAAGUUGGAAAAUUAAAAUAUGAAGAUACAAUUUGUGAUUUAUUAUAUCAAUUUAAAUAUAUGUUUGUUGGUUAUACAUUAAAAGAUCAAAUUGAAGAAACUAUAAGUUCUUUUCCUGAAUCUAUGCGUGAAAAACUCAAAUUUCUUUUAACACAUUCUAGUGCUGCUGCAUCAGAAAUACAGCAGCAACAAAUGCAACAAAUUAUUCAGCAACAACAAAUUUUGCAACACCAAUCUUCCUUUGGCAAUUUAUUACCAGGAAUUCCAAAUGCAGCAGCUAUGUUUGCUGUACAUCAACAACAGCAGCAACAGACUGUACUUUUUUUCUUUCCAAAAAUACUUUCACUAAAAAUUAUUUUUAUUUUUCAGCUUCAACAACAAUCUUCUUUUGAUUUACAACAGCAACAACCACCUUCCUCUACCCCAGCACUUGCAGGAAUGCUUAGACGUUUAAGUCAUCCAGAAAGUGAUUCAGCUUCAAUAAUGCAACAAUAUGGAGGUAUUCCAAAUCCUUCUUUAAGCUCUCAUGGAGAACUUGGAAGUAACUUAAAUCUACAACAACAACACCAAAUGUCUUCUUAUCAGCAUCCACAUUUCCCUUCUUCUAGUAAUACAAUAAAUCCAAUGAUGGGAGGAAAUAUUCCUGGUACUUCAAUGUCAUCCUUUACUUCAAUACCUAGUAAUUCAAAUACAAAUCAAGGACUUCAACAACAACAACAAAUUGUUCCUCCCCCACCUCCAUAUUCUCAACAACAAUCAACUUCUAUGGGAAUGAUGCCUACCUCUACUCCCUUCUCUGGUCACCAAAUACCUUCAUCCUCAUCUAGUAAUAUGCAUUACAUGAUGGGACCUGGCCCUUCUAAUUUUGGACAGCAAGGUCCACAACCUUUUAUUAAUUCAAAUCAAAUGACCCCCAACCAAAUGAGUUUUGCUGCUUUUCAACAGCAACAACAACAAAUGUCAGCACAAAUGUCUGCAAGUCAACAUCAUGUUGGUGGUGGUGGGCCUCCUGUUAAUUUAAUGGGUGGAGGACAACAACAAUCAACUGCUGGGGGAGGAGGAAGUCAAUUACCUCCAAAUUUUCCUUCUGGAAGUCAGGGGGGAUUUUAAUAGGAAAAACUUUAUUUUACAAAUUUGUUACACCUUCAAUUUUGUAAAAAAUAUUCAGAGCCUUGAUGGAAAAAAUAUUUUAAACUUUAUUUUUUUAUUUUUCCUUUUUCUAAUAUUUAUUGUUAUACCUCUAUUUUAUUUACCUAUCAGGGGUCUUAGC